Cladophialophora carrionii CBS 160.54 is the source of this 363-nucleotide messenger RNA. RefSeq lists its product as uncharacterized. NCBI's taxonomy places the organism in Eukaryota, Fungi, Ascomycota, Eurotiomycetes, Chaetothyriales, Herpotrichiellaceae. The record is from RefSeq and is a predicted model, not a curated record. The coding region runs from base 1 to 363 and encodes 120 amino acids. The transcript has a single exon.
AUGCGCUCCUUCUUCCUGCUGGCUUUUGCCAUUCUUCCAGUCCUCUCUGUUGCUCAACGAGGCGGCGGAGGUCGAGGUGGUGGGUUCAACAACGGCGGCGGCUUCAACCGCGGCGACGGCGGAAACGCUCCCAACACCUUCAUCACAGUAGCUUCUGCUGCUCCGGCUGCCGCCACCUCUGCCGCUGCUGCUCCUCCUGCCGGUGGCAGCGGCGGUGGUGGUGGCGGCGGUGGUGGUGCUGCGACUGGAGGAUCCGGCGCAGUACAAGCCUCACUGAUCCCUCCAUACGGGAUCACUCCUGGUGUAAAAGCCAAUGACGGGACAGCAAACUGUGUCGGCGAAAGUGGAAAAGCCAUUCCGUGA